This is a messenger RNA of Closterium sp. Yama58-4, 285 nucleotides long. NCBI's taxonomy places the organism in Eukaryota, Viridiplantae, Streptophyta, Zygnematophyceae, Desmidiales, Closteriaceae. The record is from the annotation of a GenBank genome assembly.
GUCUCUGACUGGGGCAGCAGUGAUCCGAGUCUGUGUGGAAAGGAGGGUCGGUUCGCGCGCACGAGUGCGGAGCAGGUCAAUUUCAACACGCGAACGGCGUUCUGCAGCAGAGGCGCCGUGGAGUGGCGGGGAUCCGCCUUGCGCUGCUGGGGUCGCUGCUGCUCUGUUUUUCUGCUCUCAUGUUCACAAUGCUGCCGUCCUCCCGCCACACCUGUGACUGACUGCUCUAAAGAUCGUUCAGUCUUCAACUUGCCUCAUCCAAUCAUCUCAAGUCAAAGCAUCUAA